GGGAACAGCGGUGAAGUUGUCGGGCGGAGUGGCAGACCAUCUAUUGUUACCAGAGAGCACAUAGACGUCCUUAUGAAGCAAGGACAUACAAUCAAAAAAAAGGCAAAAAUGAUGGGAUGUUCCUCGUCGUUUUUGAACAACAAAUCAAAGCUGGUGGACCUACACAUAAGAGGAAGACUGUCUGCCUUAGAUGACAAUCAGCUGCAAGAGCGUGUGAGCACAUUGCAGGACCAGUAUCCAAACUCUGGGAAUGAGAUGAUGAGGGUGCUGCUUCGUGCUCAAGGUGUGAUUGUCACACGGGCCAGGGUACGCUAAAUGUUGGGAAGGACAAACCUGACAUCUGCUGCAAGAAGGUGGAGUCGGACUGUUGCAAGGCAAUGGACCGGCAGCAGUUCCAGGUGAGCGACGAAGAGCGCGACGUGGCACGGGAAGAAAGCCGCAGGAGGAGGAGAAAGAAAGCCAUCACCUCUUCCUCCUCCGCCUCCAUGGAUCAGGUCAAUGUCGAGUUUGUGCUGCCCACAGCAGCGCGGGGUGGGAGCGGCCCCGACUCUCUGCUGCUGGAGGUCCCCGGGAACUGGACCGUGGAACAGGUGAAAGCCCAGGUCUGGAUGAAGGCGGUGUCUUUAAGCCUCUGUCCCGACUUCUACCAGCGCUUCUCUCCGGACCACUGCAUCCUCCUCUACCAGAAGAAGGGCACUGUGUGCGAGAUCUAUGACAAGCACCAGGUCUUCCAAACUCUGGACUGCAUUCGUUACUGGAGAGCUCUGAAGAAAGACGUGGGUCGCAUCCAGCUGGCUCCCCGUCCGCAGCAGUCAGAGGAGUCCCAGCAGUACCAGCGCUACCUCAACUACCUGAUUGGCUAUGACGUGACCGACGUCAGCAACGUUCAUGAUGACGAGCUGGAGUUUACUCGCAGAAAGCUGCUGACGCCGCGACGCAUCGAGUUGUCAGACCGGGACUCAAAACUUUACUCCAUGGACCCCUGGGUCACCUGGAAGCCAGUGCCCGAACACCUCCUCUCCAAGGUUAAUAAUGGUUAUAUCCUGGUUGUGAUCCAUGUCAGCACUUCCAGCCAAACCAUCAAAGUCUCCAUUGAGGACACUCCAUCACAGGUAUUAGGGAACUUCUUUGCAAAAACGGCUAAUAAAAGGGUUUUGUUGGGAAUCCCUGAAAACAUGAGCGAGGAGGACUUUGUUCUCCGGGUGUGCGGCAGAGAGGAGUAUUUGUAUGGAGAGAGAGCUUUGCAAAGCUUUAACUGGAUCCGCCAGUCCCUCAAGAGCGGAGAGGAGAUCCACCUGGUUCUGGAGACUCCACCUGAUCCUGAGCUGGAUCAUGUGCAGAGGGAGGACUGGGCCCAAGUGGAUGAUUGCACAGGAGUUACAGGUACCCACGAACAGUUGACCAUUGCUGAGAAGGACCAUGAGCGAGUGUUCACCAUCUCCAUGUGGGACUGUAACAGGAAGUUCAGAGUGAAAGUGCUUGGAAUUGACAUCCCGACGCUCCCCAAACUUCCAGAGUUCACUGUCUUUAUUGAGGCCAGCAUCUUCCAUGGGCAGCAGCUUCUAGCGCAGGAAAGAACAACCUCCAAAACAUUUAAUGAAGAAGUGCUGUGGAACUGCUGGCUGGAGUUUAACAUAAAGAUCAGGGACCUGCCUAAAGGGGCACGCUUGAACCUGCAGGUGAUCUGUGGGAAGCAACCCCAAACAGCCAACUCCAAGGGAGGCUCCUACCACGAAAAUACCGCCGUAACCUACAGCCUUGAAGCCAAGACCAAGAACCGCCUCCUGUACUAUGUCAACCUGCUCCUGAUCGACCACCGCUCCCUCCUGCGCCAAGGCGAGUUCAUCCUCCACAUGUGGAAGAUGCCCGAGAAGAGCGAGGAGAGCAGCAGCAGCAUCAACGCCGACAAGCUGACCUCUGCCACGAACCCAGACAAGGCCUCCUCCAUGGCCAUUGCCAUUUUAUUGGACAAGUACUGCUACCCGGUGGUGCUGCCCAAAAGCAGGGAAGUGGGCAGGGACUGCGUGGUCGGCAGCGAGGAGGGUGACGCCGGGGAGAGAGGCCAGAGAGAGAUGCCGAACCACCUGAAAAAGCAGUUUGAGGCGAUCGUGUCCACUGAUCCCUUACAUCCGCUCAGUCCGGAGGACAAAGAGCUGCUGUGGCACUUCAGGCAUGAGUGCAUGCGGGAUCCCAGAGCAUACCCAAAGCUGCUGGGCUCAGUCAGAUGGGGGAAACAGGAAGACGUUCUGGCAACUCAUCGUCUGUUGGAACGCAGCUACGCAUGGGACACCAGUGGUCUGGAUGUCGGUCUGGCAAUGCAGCUGCUAGACUGCCACUACUCGGACGCCCAAGUUCGUUCCAUGGCAGUUCGCAAGCUAGAGACACUGGAGGACGAUGACGUACUCAGGUAUCUUCUCCAGCUGGUCCAGGCUGUCAAGUUCGAGCCGUACCACGACAGUGCCCUAGUCCGCUUCCUGCUGAAGAGAGCUCUGAGGAGUAAGCGUAUCGGUCAUUUUCUGUUCUGGUUCCUGCGGAGCGAGAUUGCCCAGUCUAUGCACUACCAGCAGAGGUACGCUGUGCUGCUGGAGGCUUACCUCCGAGGUUGUGGGGAGAACAUGCUUCAGGACUUCAGAAAGCAGGUGGAGAUGACUGAGGCACUUCAGAAAGUCACGCGUGAGAUGAAAGCCAUGUCGGCUGACAAGUAUGACGUUACAGCACAAGUUGUGUUCCAGCUGCGUCAGAAACUGGAGACCUUACAGUCGUCUGGCCUCCCGGAAAGUUUCCGAGUCCCUUACGAUCCGGGACUGAGAGCUGGAGCGCUACUGAUUGAGCAGUGCAAGGUGAUGGCGUCCAAGAAGAAGCCGCUGUGGCUGCAGUUCAAGAGGGCCGACCCGACCACGCUGUCCAAAGACCCUAUAGGCAUCAUUUUUAAGGAUGGAGAUGACCUCAGGCAGGACAUGCUCAUCCUGCAGAUUCUGCUCAUCAUGGAGUCGAUCUGGGAGACCGAGUCCCUAGAUCUCUGUCUGCUACCGUAUGGCUGCAUCUCCACCGGCAACAAGAUUGGAAUGAUUGAGAUUGUUAAAGAUGCCAACACCAUUGCUAACAUCCAGCAGAGUGUCGUUGGAAGCACGGGUGCUUUUAAGGACGAAAUCCUCCAUCAGUGGCUGCGGGACAAGUGUGUCAGUGAAGAAAAGUUCCAGCUGGCAGUGGAGAAGUUUUUGUACUCCUGUGGCGGGUACUGCGUGGCCACCUACGUCCUGGGGAUCGGCGAUCGUCACAAUGACAACAUUAUGAUCACAGAAUCGGGGAAUCUGUUCCACAUCGACUUUGGUCACAUCCUGGGGAAUUACAAGAGCUUCAUGGGAAUCAGCAAAGAGUGGGUUCCCUUCGUGCUCACGCCGGACUUCCUGUACGUCAUGGGAACGUCAGGGAAGAAGAUCAGCCCCCACUUCCAGAAGUUCCAGGACGUGUGUGUGAAGGCUUACCUUGCUCUUCGGCAUCACACCAACCUGCUCAUCAUUCUAUUUUCAAUGAUGCUGAUGACUGGCAUGCCACAGCUGACAAGCAAGGAAGACAUCGAGUACAUCCGCGAGGCCCUGACUGUGGGCCGCAGUGAGGAUGAGGCGCAACGCCACCUGCUGGACCAGAUCGAGAUCUGCCGGGAGAAAGGCUGGAUGGUUCAGAUCAACUGGUUUGUUCAUCUGGUCCUGGGGAUCAAGCAGGGCGUGGAGAAACGUUCCACGUAGGAAACUGGGAGCCGUCCUUGUUUUCAGCUGUGGGGCUUCUGCAGCUACACUUCUUCUUUUUAUUUUUAUUUUUAUUUUUUUAGAACUUUUCCAUUUUUUAUGUUUUCACUGAAAUAAAAUUUAAUUAAUUUUGCUCUCUUUUAAAGCAAAAAGCAAGAGUGACUUUUUAUCGCACUUUACAGACCAAGUCAAGAUCACCUAAAAGUAAAGUGCUGUAGGGUUCAUAGCUGGGGCCCGUUCUUCGUAUGUUGCUUAAAACAUCCAAGAUCAAAUGACACAUCCAAGAUGAUUUCAUCCGGCUAACCAUGAUCCGG
This is a messenger RNA of Fundulus heteroclitus (mummichog), 4060 nucleotides long. RefSeq names its product phosphatidylinositol-4,5-bisphosphate 3-kinase, catalytic subunit gamma (gene pik3cg). The transcript is spliced from 26 exons. Gene Ontology annotation, molecular function: 1-phosphatidylinositol-4-phosphate 3-kinase activity; 1-phosphatidylinositol-3-kinase activity. The record is from RefSeq and is a predicted model, not a curated record. Gene Ontology annotation, biological process: cell migration; phosphatidylinositol-3-phosphate biosynthetic process; phosphatidylinositol-mediated signaling. Bases 378 to 3746 code for a protein of 1122 amino acids. Gene Ontology annotation, cellular component: phosphatidylinositol 3-kinase complex, class IB; phosphatidylinositol 3-kinase complex, class IA; cytoplasm. Lineage: Eukaryota; Metazoa; Chordata; Actinopteri; Cyprinodontiformes; Fundulidae.